This is a messenger RNA of Pisolithus orientalis, 1807 nucleotides long. Its product is annotated as FAD binding domain-containing protein. The transcript is spliced from 9 exons. The record is from RefSeq and is a predicted model, not a curated record. The coding region runs from base 214 to 1761 and encodes 515 amino acids. Lineage: Eukaryota; Fungi; Basidiomycota; Agaricomycetes; Boletales; Pisolithaceae. Gene Ontology annotation, molecular function: FAD binding.
GCGGCCUUGACACUUGCCCAGAACAACGUGCCGGUUCGCAUUAUAGAGAAGGAGCUGCACCACCGACGUGGCCAGCGCGGUCCUGGCAUCCAGCCCCGCACAUUCGAAGUCUUCCACUUUCUGCAUGUCCCCGAGAUCCAUGAACGUGCAACAUUUCUUCCUCUGCUUCAAGAACACAACAGGGGUUCACUCGAAGCCCGCAAAACGUUUGCUAUGUCACCCUACACGGAGCCUACGCCUGCGAUUCCAUACUAUAAUCCCAAACUUAUGGGUCAGAACACACUUGAGGCAAUCUUGCGCGAGCACCUUGCCAAGUUUGGGUGCACCAUCGAAUUAGGCACUCGACUGGUCUCGUUCACGCAAGAUGACAAGUGCGUCAGGGCUAAGAUUGUCAAGCAUCGCGCCGAUGAUGGGGAGGAGCUAGAGGAAGAGAUGGAGGCGGCGUAUUUGGUCGGUGCCGAUGGCGCGAGAGGUGUGACAAGAAAGCAACUCGAACUUGCGUUUGUCGGCUCCACAUUGAGGGAAAACCAUGUUGUGUUGGGCGAUAUACGUUUAGAAGUUAAAGGUCUUGAUCGCGAGUACUGGCACUAUUUUGGCACGAUGUCGCAAGAUAUGAUCUCGUUGCGCCCUACUGACGAGCUUGGCAAGGACGGAUACCAGAUCUUGAUCGGCAGUCAUGUACGCGACAUGAAAGGCCUCCCCCAAGACGAAGAGGCUCUGUUGAAUUGUAUCAAGGAUUUCAUCGGCCUCGGUGAUGAUGUCAACGUCAAGGAGGUGAUGUGGGUUUCGGAAUUUAGACCCAACAUGAGAAUGGUGAACAAGUUUGGUGUGGGAAGGGCUUUCGUUGCUGGAGGUGCGAAUUCUUGCCCUGUACACAGCCCAACUGGUGGGCAAGGUUUAAACACGAGUGUCCAAGAUGCGUUCAACCUUGCCUGGAAACUUGCAUUGGUCUACAAGGGCUUAUCCCCGGCUUCCCUCCUCGAUACUUACACCACCGAACGACUCCCCGUCAUCACUGAAAUGCUCGGCCUCACCAUUGAGAUCCUCAAACUCACCUUCGGCGAGUCCAAGGCCACAGACGCACAGAUAUCUGCUGACGGUAGCGACAACACAAAGAAAGUGAAGUCGAACCUGGAGCGUGCUAUGCAUCGUGGCAAGAAUAUGUACAUGCUCGGCGUGAAUUACCGCACUAGCCCGAUUGUGGUCGACGAGUUUGCACCCGUGUCGAUCCUCGGAGUCGCAGUCGUACACAGUGCAUAUGGGAGCAUCCAAGAGGGGGUUUUGCGAGCUGGUGAUCGUGCACCCGAUGCGCCAGGACUCUUACCGGUCCUGCAGACAGGAGGACCUGGGAUCACUCGUCUUUUUGACAUCUUCGCACCGAUGUAUCAUACCGUUCUCAUAUUCGCACCUGCGUUGGUCGUCCCCGUCGUAUUGUCCGUGCUUGCGACUCUAAAACAGGGCGUCCCGAAUAACGGGUUAGUGAGACCUCUGAUCGUACUUCCUGGGCGUCCCUUUGAUUUAGAUGGGGGAGUCGAAACACUUUCUGUACAAGAUCAGGCUGCUGGCGCGGAAAUAGUCGUAGACCAGGCGGGCCAUGCGUACAGAGGGUAUGUCAUCGAGAAAGACAAGUCUAAGGUCAUUGUUGUACGUCCGGAUGGGGUGGUCGGUGCGAUUGCGCGUGGCACGGAGGGGUUGGGACGAUACUUGGAGGGCGUGUUUGGGGAGAAGAGAGGUGUGGGUGGUGAGGUGGAGGUGAUGUAGAUUGUCGCCCGUUCCAAGUGAUGGUGUUGCCUCUGGAUUUACACUG